This is a messenger RNA of Spirometra erinaceieuropaei, 1316 nucleotides long. The record is from the annotation of a GenBank genome assembly. Lineage: Eukaryota; Metazoa; Platyhelminthes; Cestoda; Diphyllobothriidea; Diphyllobothriidae.
AUGGGCCUCACCCUCCAUAUCUUCCUAAGAGCCGCCACUAGUGACUGGCGCCCCUGCGGGGAUUGCAGGAUCUUGAGCAACGUCACUGUCCCGGACCGCUACCCUGUCCCACAUUUUCCGUAUUUUGCCGGUGCCCUAUUCGGAAAAUCGGUGUUCUCGAAGACGGGCCUAGUCCGUGCCUCCCACCAAAUUCCCGUCGCCCCAGAGGACGUUUCGAAGAUAGUCGUCACCAUCCUGUUGGAAAUUUGUGAGUUCCUGUGCAUGCCAUUUGGACUCCACAAAGCUUCCCAGACCUUUCAGAGGUUCGUAGAUAAAGUGCUUCGCGGCUCAACAUUUGUCAACGCCUAUAUCGACAACCUUCUGGUAGCCAGCUCCACCGCCGAAGAACACAUGGAGCAUCUUGCAACGCCGUUUGGCCGCCUUCAACAAUUUGGCGUUGUUCUCAACCCGUCCAGCUGCGUCUUCGGUGUGCCCUCCGGAAAAUUUCUCGGACAUAUGAUCGACUCCAGCGGCAUCUAUCCACUUCCAUCAAAGUUUGCGGUUAUACGUGACUUCCCUUCACCCUCUUCCAAACAUCAGCUGCAGCGAUUUCUGGGCAUGGUGAAUUUCUACUGCCGGUUACUUCCGCAUUGCGCUGACACCAUUCUGCCGCUCGCGAGCCUCCUCUCGGGUCCCAAAGUUUCGUUCGAGAUGUCUGCAGACACCCUCGCUAAUUUUGACAAGGUGAAGGUUGCUCUGGCCGACGCCACUUUCCUGACGCAUUUUUCUCUCGAUGCUCCCACCUCCCUCAUGGUUGACGUCUCCAAUGUAGCAGUAGGUGCGGUUCUCCAACUGCACUUUGCAGGUCACACAAACCCUUAGCUUUCUUCUCCAGGAAGUUAUCACCAGCCGAGGCGCACUACAACACAUUUGGACGGGUGCUCCUUGCUGUCUUCCUCGCCGUGAAACAAUUCCGGCACUUCCUUGAGGGCAGGAACUUCACCAUGUUCACGGAUCACGAGCCCCUUUCGUUCGCUAAGUUCAUAUCUGAUAAUUUCAACCCCCGGGAAAUUCGCCAAGUGAACUACAGUUCGCAGUUUACCCCAGACAUCCGCCACAUCGACGGGUCACGCAAUGAGGUUGUUGACGCACUAUCCAGGUUCUCUAUCGCAUAUCUCCAACUUUCUUCCGGUAUCGACCUAGCUGAGAUGGCUGCUGAGCAACGCCGUGUUGGUUUUCCCUGUGACGAGGACGUUUCCGGACUCCAACUUCAGGACCUACACCUGACUACUGGCAACGACACCAUUCUAUACGGCAUAUCAACCGCCUCCUAUUAG